This is a messenger RNA of Folsomia candida, 4106 nucleotides long. RefSeq names its product maternal effect protein staufen (gene stau). The record is from RefSeq and is a predicted model, not a curated record. Bases 537 to 3011 code for a protein of 824 amino acids. NCBI's taxonomy places the organism in Eukaryota, Metazoa, Arthropoda, Collembola, Entomobryomorpha, Isotomidae. The transcript has 18 exons.
GAUGGUGGAGAAAGCAGAAGAAAAAGUACGACACGACAACUCGUUUCUUCUUGCUCCGUCUUGUAGUGAGCUCUUGCUGCUGCUGCUCAUUCACUUCAUCACAGCAGAAGAAGUCGGUCCUCGGUCGGUAUAUCUAACUUCGCCACCCCGUCACCCAUUAUCCCCCCAUUCGUGAAAGAAAUCUUGCGACGUUGGCGACGUCAAGUUAGCCCGUGACUUUCCAUCACGUUCGAAUCAAAUCAACCGAGGUAGAAAGGGAAAGUUGUGGCGUAGGUCAAGAAGGGUAUCGCGGUCCUCGCCUCGUCUUGUUCCUGCUCCCUUCUUCGGCAUCUUGGUUGAUUUGAUUGGACAAUAUAAUACAGCCAGUCCAGCUAGUCAAGUCGGAAUCCCAAAAUUGAAGAAGAUUGGAGUUUUGUAUUCUUUGUAAAUAUCAGUAUAUGACUUAUUGUGUUGACGGGAAUUUCUGACUACAAUUUAUUAAUAAUAAGAUCUAUUUCGUCAUUUCUUUUCCCGACUAAUUUAUUUUUCUUAACUAAAUGGACCACUUUUCCCUUGGAGGCACCACAAAUCGGCAUCAACAAAUUGGAAACGGAAACUCAUCAAAAUUCAACUUUUCUUCUGGAGGACGGCAACAACACAAUCCAUUGGUCAACAAUAUUAACGGUGGUGGUGGUGGAAAUAGCUCUCAACAACAUUUGCAGUACAACUUCUCAACUCCAGUUUUCCCACAUUCCUUAAUUAGACGUGGAGUAAAUCCGACGAGUUUUCUUAAUCCAACUCCACCAAAUCAUUUCAAUUUCCCGUUGCGAUCUGACACAAACAGUAGUAGUUUGAGUGCUGGAAGGGGUGGUGCUUAUUUAGGAAUAGGAGCAGGAAGAAACAACAAUGCCAACCAUAAUUUGAACAAGUCUCGACCCAAUAACAACAACCUAAACAACGGAAAUUCAAGCCAAGGAUCAUCAUCAAAUUCGUCAUCAACAAGAACCCAGCUAGUGCAGGAACCUUCGCCCCAAUAUAGAAUUUUCAAAAGGGGUGACAGCAUUCCUGGAAUUAUGAGCCCGACAGGUGUAAAUUCGACUGGAGGGGGAGAAGCUAAUAACGACGGAGAUAAAAUGUCAGACCUACAAUUGGGAAAUAGUAGUGAUGUCGCUGCUGAUAAGUUAGAAUUGACUGGACAAAAUAAUAAAGAGAACGACAACACUGGAGGACGCAAAGAUAUUACAGAUCCCAACAGCACUGGCUCUGCUACUCAACCCAAUAAGACGCCUGUCUCUCAAGUCAGUGACAUUGCUCGAUUUCAUAAUUUGACUGUGGAAUACAGACUAGUCGGAGAGAAAGGACCCCCGCAUAACCCCACGUUCACGGUUGCUCUUCACCUAGGCCAAACUGAAAACUAUGUCGGCCAAGGAACCUCCAUUAAGCGGGCACAGCAUGCUGCGGCGAUUGAAGCCCUUGAAAAAACUACGCUGCUACGGCCAACUUCUCGGUCACAACCCAAGAGACCGUUCGCUGGAAAGCGGCCAAAUUGGGCUCUUCUACAACUCACUGCAUUGGCUGAAGAAUUAAAAGAACCAGUUUCCAUUGCGCAAAGGCCAAUAACUAUUAUGAAUCCAUUCCAACGUGGAGACUCUCCCUCCGUCGUUUCAGUUCACGUGGGAGAGAGGAUAUUUUCUGCGGAGGGGCCAAAUUUUAACACUGCGAAAAACUUGGCAUUGAUGAUCGCACUGAAAGCCAUGAUGAAAGUAAAACAGGAAACCAGAAAACUAGGAGCCGCCGGAGGUGAAGAGGCUGUCAACAUGGAAAAUAAAAGUCCCAUAUCUGUCGUACAUGAAUUGGCCAUGAAACGCGACCUGGCUGUUAACUUUGAAGUAAUCAACGAAGAAGGUCCACCCCAUAGCAAGGUUUUCACCGUUAUCUGUAGUCUGGGGGCUGAGGAGGAACACAAAACAGAAGGUCAAGGAGCAACUAAACAAGCCGCAAAAAAAGUGGCUAGCGAGCUCAUGAUUGAAAAACUAUUGGAAAUGCCAAUUUACAUAAAAGGUCCUGAAUCUACUUCCUUAAAAGCGAUACAGCGUGGGCUGUUCCGACAGAAGAGUCCGAGAAAGAAAUCUAGUGUUCCAGUUGUUAAAGACCUGCAAAAAGCCGUUUCUGUAUCUCCAAUUUCCAGAUUGAUCCAAAUUGCACACAUUCGGAAGUACAAGGAACCAGAGUUUAACUUGAUUCAUGACUCGUCCACUGUGAAUGCCCUUCCCGAGGAUCCGAUUGCGUUGAAAUUAAUGUCAGAAAGGGAACGAAGGUCUCUCAGAAAGAAGAAACCCUCGUUUACAAUCGAAGUGAUCGUUGGACCUUACUCUUCCCAAGGGACUGGUCCAAAUAAAAAAGCAGCAAAGAAAGCCGCGGCUGAUGCGGUGCUUAUUGAUAUGGGAUAUGGAGUAAAUGAGAGCGAGGACAAUGAUGCAAGCGGUAUUAGCAACGAGAGUAACAAUGGUGCUCAUGAAAAGAAGUCAGGCGGAAAAACUAGUGGAGAAAUGUCGAAAAACGCAAAGUCAAAAGAAAAUUCAAAAUCUCUUUCCAAUAGCGGAGUGUCGGCUCGUCAAAUUGGAAUUCCAGGAAUCCUGGUUCUUAGCAGUAGUGAAUUGUUAACAAAGAAAGAUUCGCCAGAUGGAAGUCCUACCAAGAGUUCUACAAUGGCACAAGAAAUGAAAAAGAUGAACACUUUGGGUGCUUCUUCAUCUGCAUCAUCUAGUUCGAAUUCAACUUUUAGGGACGGGAUACAGAAGUUGGCUUACUUAGCCAAUUUACUGGAUGUGUCAGUUUCGUAUUCGGACUUUCCAAAGAAAAACGAGUUUCUCAGUGUCGUCAGUAUUGGGACAAAUCCACCACAGGUCGCUCAUGGCUGCGGAGCCACUUUGGAGGAAUCGCAAAACAUGGCUGCCAUAAAAAUAUUGGAAGACUUGUCCAACAUUGGACUUGAUAACGUCAAACCAAGUGAAAAUGGUUCAUCGGCAUAAUAAGGACAAUGACGAAACCAAUUUCAUAUUCCAGUCUCACUAUUUUAUUUAUCCUACUGUUUUCAAAACUCAUUCGUCUCGAUAUUAUUUGCUAAUUAGUAUCCUGUCUACGAUUAUCUCUAGUUAAGCUGAAGUCCUCUUCAUUGUUAUCAUUACGAACCUUCAAGCCAAAUUGGGCAUGGUUUUAGAACAUUAUUUUUGUUCCUAUUCCAUUUUUAGUCAGUCAAUAUGAACCAUUCAAAUAUAAUGCAAGUGAUUGCUGAAUAUUAAGAAUUCACACGCUAAUAUUAUGACUUCCAUAAAGUGUUAGACAAAAAUUAGACAAGCUGUAAUAACUGGUAAAUUGUGCAUAAGUACACUGGUGAAAAUGUUGAAUGUUUAUGAAUUUCUAUAAUGGGAAUGGACCGCAAAAUAGUUAGUUACUGGAUUUUUCUUAGUGAGGCAAAUACCUAACAACGAAAAAAAUUACUAAGUAUGCAUUUGACCCACCCCAAAAAACAUUCAAUAAAAUUAUUCCGGGCCAAACUACUGAAAAGGGGUAGUGCAAUGCAGUCAUCCAAUGGAGAAUCUAAUCACCCAAUUAAAAGUUAUAAAUAAACAAGGUCCCUAAAAAGGGGAAAUCUUAGGACCUUGUUUAUAUCAACACUUUCUCCAAAUCAAUUGCAAGUGAAAUUCCUUAUAAUUUUCACUUUCAACUGAUAAUUCAACAUUCUUAUCUUGUAUUUAUGUAUCAUCUACCGACAAGAAAUCUGCAUAUUUAGAAUCCUUUACGAAAUAUUGCAUUAUUGUUACAAUAACAAUUUUUCCUCCAGGGGUCAGGUUGUUCUUUUUUUCUGACGAUAUGGAUCCAUUGAUUUUGAAGAUUAGUUGUAGUACUCAAUGUUUAUUAGUGAGCAAAUGUAAUACGUAAUAAUUAAAUACUUUCAUGUAAAAUCACAUUUUGGAGUAACCCCAAUGUACGUAACCGUGAAUCGAUGAUGGGAUAUUUCAAAUUGUGAUUAUUCUACAUAUUGAUGUUUUUCCUCUUGCAUACAUGCAUUACAUUUGAAAACUUCUCUGUUGUCCGUGUGGAUAAUAAAUCAAUGUCGUAAAAUA